Molecule: messenger RNA, 783 nt
Organism: Penicillium malachiteum
Lineage: Eukaryota; Fungi; Ascomycota; Eurotiomycetes; Eurotiales; Aspergillaceae
Exons: 2
Coding region: 1-783 (260 amino acids)
Source: RefSeq, a predicted model, not a curated record
AUGCUUAUUCUGCUAGUAUUCUACGUGCUUCUCUUCCCGGCCAGGGUUUUAGCAACUUGCUAUAAUCCAGAUGGUUCAGUUCAAGAUGGCGAAUCUUACAAGCCUUGCAUCGCGAUCGACGGCUCCAAGACCAUGUGUUGUGCCCUGAACCGGACCAACCCGUCAGGAGGGUUAUUAAGUGAUGGUUGGACUGCUGACAUCUGCCUUGGGAACGGUCUCUGUCAGAAUAUUGUGAAUGGCACUGGUGAUGAUGGCGAAAGUUGGUCGCUGGGGAGCACAUACUGGCGCGAUCAGUGUUGGACAUCGGAUUGGAACAGUAGUGGGAAUUGCCUGAACUAUUGUAUGGGUGAAGAGACAUCGCACAUGACACCCUGCGACGGAACCAAGAACUCAUCAACCUGGUGCUGUGGAGAUGAUAACACAGCUUGCUGUGGCACAUCCAGUGCAAUCACUAUCUCCCAGUACUUCGGUGACUAUGAUCCGUCUUCAACUCGCCAAGAGUCCACUUCCAGGUCCUCGUCUGGUAUGUCUACAGGAACAAAAGCUGCGAUUGGGUUGGGAGUAGCUCUUGGGGUGACUCUUGUUGCGUCUGCAUGUGCGAUCUUCUUGCUUUGGCGACAGAGAAACCAACUGAGAAUGCAGAGCAUGAAUCCUCAGCCAGGAUAUCAUCGCAAUGUUGCAAAGCCUCAGGAGUUGAUGGAGUCGAGUGGAGUCAGCGGAGUCUUCUCCCAAGAGAUGCCAAAUCGAGAUGUACUUGAGUUGCCAGCGACUGGCGCUAAGUGA